AUGUCUGCCUGCACCCCGCUGUACCCAGCUAGACCCCCCCCCCAACUCCACCCCACAAUACUGGCCAGUCGCAGAAUUAAAAGUACAACGGGUUUCACGAUGACGGCCAAUGCAUGUUUCCCAGACAUCACAGGUGGUCGUGUCGAAUUCCAGCCGGUUCCCGAUCGUGUCUGCGCACAUCAAAGCGUCGGCAUUGUGGCGACGGCACGAGAGGUGGGUUCCGAAGGCUCGCAUGUCAUCGACCACAACUCACCGUGCCGAAAUUAG
Mesocestoides corti is the source of this 267-nucleotide messenger RNA. NCBI's taxonomy places the organism in Eukaryota, Metazoa, Platyhelminthes, Cestoda, Cyclophyllidea, Mesocestoididae. The record is from the annotation of a GenBank genome assembly.